This is a messenger RNA of Anopheles cruzii, 2673 nucleotides long. RefSeq names its product DNA helicase MCM9-like. Bases 1 to 2673 code for a protein of 890 amino acids. Gene Ontology annotation, biological process: DNA replication; double-strand break repair via homologous recombination. The record is from RefSeq and is a predicted model, not a curated record. The transcript is spliced from 2 exons. Gene Ontology annotation, molecular function: single-stranded DNA helicase activity; ATP binding; single-stranded DNA binding. NCBI's taxonomy places the organism in Eukaryota, Metazoa, Arthropoda, Insecta, Diptera, Culicidae. Gene Ontology annotation, cellular component: nucleus; MCM complex.
AUGGAAAGCUAUCUGAAAGAGUUCCACGAUGAGGAGAUUACAGAUCUGCUCAACAACCCAGACGGUUCGCUGCACGUUUCGAUCCGCGUUAACCUCACGCACUUGCAACGCAAGCAGCCGGAUCUGUAUGCCCGGCUUCUACAAAACACGGACUCCGAGGUUCUGCGCUGGAACGAGUGUUUACUGCGCGCCCAGGAAUCCUUGAUCGAAGGCAACCUCUUCCUCGAGUCAGGCUUCCAAGUGAAACCAAAUUGCCACACACGCUUUGUCAACCUGCCCCUGGUGUCGGAGCGUAAAGCGGCCUAUCCGACCACCGGUAACGUUGGUCAGUUUCUGCAGGUGUCAGGUAGUGUGAUCCGGAUUACGUCGAGCCGGUGUCUCGAGUACAAGCGCUGGUACAUGUGCACCCGGUGCAAGCGUAAGGUACUAGCGGAGGCAGAGUACGGUCGACUGUACGUUUUUGAAAAACCGGGUCCAUGUCCGGCCGCACGAGAGUCUGGAUGCAGCGGGUACUUGCAGGCCGUGCCGGAAAAACCACAGCAGGAAAACUAUCGCGAUUACCAAGAGAUUCGCAUACAGGAGAUUAUGAGCGAACGGAGAGUGCCGGCCUCUCUGAUAGUGACACUGGAAGACGAUCUGGUGGAUGGUUGUCAGCCUGGGGACCGUGUUACUGUUUGUGGCCGUAUAUCGCAUCGCAGCAAGCCACCGGUCGUCGGCCGACGUACGGAAGUGACGAUCGCAAUGCGGGCUAACAGUUUGGUUCGGGGAGCGAUUAAGGGCAGUUGGGCCAACGACAAUCCGGAGCGUUUGCUGUGCGUGGAAGCCGAUUGGCAGGAGGUUGUGGGGACUAUCGGUGAACUGGCGGCAAGGGAUUUCCUGAUUCAAUCGAUCGCUCCCAACAUUCGAGCGUUUUAUCCGGUGAAGCUGGCCGUAGCGCUUGCGUUGGCUUCCUGUACGGAGCGGUCGUACGACGCCGACCAACAAUCGAGCACCGUUCGGGGCAACUCACACUUGCUGUUGGUCGGCGAUCAGGCCUUGGCAAAAUCGGAACUGCUGAAGUUUGCAUCCGAGAUCGCGAGCCGUGAAGUGUACACCAACGGUAUGGGUUGCUCGUCGGCCGGGCUAACGGCGGCCGCAGUGAAAGACGGAGGUGAGUGGGAGCUGGAAGCAGGAGCUCUAGUGCUGGCGGAUGGCGGGAUCUGUUGUAUCGACGAGUUCAAUCUGAUGCGCGAAACCGACAAAGGGUCCAUACACGAAGCGAUGGAACAGCAGACGAUCAGCGUGGCCAAGGCGGGCAUGGUGCGCAAGAUGAGCACACGGUGUGUGGUAUUGGCGGCCACCAACCCGAGAAAACCCGUGGCCGUCGGCGAAGACAUUUCGGCAGCUAACAUCGGAAUCGGAGGACCACUGUUGUCGCGUUUCGAUAUCAUUCUAAUUCUACGCGAUAUUCAUUCUUCCAACUGGGAUGCAGACAUUGCGACGCAUCUACUAGCAAUGGCGGUACUCGACGAGGAACAAUCAAAGCUCGAUCGAUCCCAGCCGAUAGCCCAUUGGGAUCUGGAAAAACUGCAGCUCCACUUUGCCGCAAUUAAAUACAUCGAUCCGACAGUUUCAACCGAAGCCAACAUCAUUCUAGGGGCAUACUACAAAGCGUGCCGCUCGGAUCCGUUCCGCGAUCCAGCCCGGACUACCGCGCGGUUGUUGGAGAGUUUGUUCCGAUUGGCAAAGGCGCACGCUCGGCUGCUGUUCCGCCGCGAGGUAACAUCGAUCGAUGCGAUCACCAUCAUUCAGCUGAUGGAAGCGAGCUGGACCUUCGGUAAGAUCGGCAUUACGCCGUACGAUUUGAUCAAGGCAGAACUUCCGCUCGGCCCAGAACAGGCAGUCAUCGAUCGGUUGUUGGAUAGGCUGCAGCUGUACGAAACCACCAUCCGUGAUUCAGCGACUGUUCGGCCGAUCGAUCGGAACCUUCUUCGUCGUUACCAUUGUGACGUGAUUGUCAAGCAAAAAGCGAAACAGGCGACGAAACAGGAGCAACAAGGAACUCUAACGCAACAGCCUGCGUGUAGUUCGACUCCUCCAACGGGCAGCUCGCAGCCUGGGUCGAGUUCUUCUAUUUCAAAGUAUACUCUUCAAACAAAAGCAAAUUUGCAAAAGCUAAAAAAAGUGCCAACGCCCGAUGAUGAAGACGGCGUGGGGGGCAUGGCGAAGAAACGCAAACAACAAACAUCGGAAAGCACUGCGCCGUUGGCAUCGAGGGAACAGUCUGUGUACCAAAUAACAUGGUCAAAUCAAAGAAAGCAAACAAUGACAGGAGUAGAUGAAACAAGGACAGGAGGACCUUCCAAGUCCCGCAGCUCCGUCGACACUGUGAGCGGCGAUGAGAAUAUGAGCUUUCGUAUCGAAUCGUUCGGCAAUUGUCCACUUUCAAGCGAAAGUGAAGUAGAAGCCGAGCCAGGAAUACGCACACAAACACGCCAAAAACUACUGCAGUUUGAAUUCGCGACGCACGAAACAUCGAGAUCGAGUCCAUCGACGGAGAACGAUAACGCGGAUGUUUCGAUGCACGACACAGUUACGAAAGCGGAUGACGGAAGCAACCAAGAAUUCCGGUACAGUGGUCUCUUUUCCGAUGAAGAAGAUGACGAUUUGCAUCUUUCCGACAUCGAGCUGUAG